CAUAGUUAGUAGAAAUGGACGUAAAUCUGGGUUAACUGAUUAAUUAAGUUAUAUUUAAACUUCAGUUUUUAUUUGAAAAGAAUCAUUUAAACAUGAGCUCUUUAAAUUUUUGUUGGUAUUUAAUUUUGACAGUUAAUAAUGAUUAAAGUUAUAUAAGUUGUUCUGCAGAUGGGUGAUGCGGGUUGCGGUAGUAAAAGUAGAAAAUUUAAUAAUUAAAAUUAGUUAUAGAUUGUUUAAAUAUAAACAUAGAUAAUCAGCCGAUUUUUUAAUUUAACUUUUCGGUAUUAUAAUGUUUAGUCGUUUUUCGAUCAAUAAUUACCGCAAACUAACCUAUCAUAUGUGUGAGUGAGAAAAAUGGCCAGUAAUGUACCUGAAGUAAAUUAUAGCUGUGAAAUUUGCGGUCUGGAAGGGUUAACAGAAGAAGAACUGAGAUCUCACACCAAUACAGAACAUGUUGAAGGCAAAGGUACAUGCCCUUUUUGUCAGUUAACUACAAAACCUUCAAAAUUAUUAGUACAUGUGAAUCAAGCACAUUUAGAUUAUUUAACUCCUGAAUCAGAAAACAACAUUAGUUUUAUCGAUGACACUAGUCCCAGUGAAUGUAAUGGAUUCACAGACUGGAGUUUGCCAUCUAAUUACAGUCAAGAUUUAUCCAGUAAUGGCAAGAAUUCAAAGCAAAAUAUUAACAUUAAUAACAUGAAUUACAACUCAAAGGCUGCCUUCUGCAAUGGGGAAUCUAGUCCAAAUAAUUCCAGCCAUGGGGAGGGAUCACCACUCCGUUCCAGUCUUAAUCUUAAAUUGAAGAGUACUGCCCCAACCCUGCAAUGUCCUAUGUGUCAGUAUACAAGCUUAAGUCCUGGAGAGUUAGAGGAACAUAUUAACAGACAACAUUUUGAUGUGACUUCUCCGUCAGUUGGUCAUUUAACAGGAGAAAUAUUUUCAUGUCCUUUGUGCAUUAAAACUUAUGACUCUGCACCUGAUUUAGAGCUUCAUGUGAACAUUGAACAUCGUGAUAUUUUGUCCCCUGCAAGCCCUUCAACAGCCACCUGUCCCGUUUGUGGUAUAUCGUUAAACAACGACAGUGAUAGUGAAGAAGCUGUAAGACAUGUGGAGUCCCACUUUCCAGCUGGUUCUCCUAUUCAGUUAGAUAGGGCUGCUAUUAAAGAACGUGAGCAAAGGGAAUUUGAGAUGUUAAGGGCGCAAUAUGGGAUGGACAAUCAGGGAAAUUUCAGGGAACAGUCUGUGACAAAUAUGCAAAGGGCAGUUUAUGCUGGUGAGAUGAGCGUUGCCGAUUAUUACGAACGAACUCUGGGUUUAAAAGCUGCUGAAAGUUACGGUAUUGAUGAUGGCAGUUCGAUUACGCGAAAUAUGGUUCCAAGAGUCCGAGCAUUAAGUUCAAACGCACAAAAUGUCGUACGCACUCUUACUUGUACAUGUGUAGACCACUAUGCGUCUUCUUAUGGGGAUAGGGGGUGGGGUUGUGGCUACAGGAAUGCACAGAUGUUGAUAUCAAGUCUAUUAACGCACACAGGAUAUAAUGAGAGACUCUACAAACUGUGGCAAGGUCAGAAACCCCCUAGAUCUGCUGUUCCCAGUAUAUCUAGAUUGCAAAAUCUUAUCGAACAAGCUUGGGCCAAUGGUUUUGAUGUACAGGGUUCAGAGCAACUGGGUAGUCGAUUGGUUAACACCAGGAAGUGGAUCGGUGCUACAGAAGUGGUCACUUUGUUAUCGUUUUUAAAAAUACGUUGCCAGUUAGUGGACUUUCACAGACCAACUGGGCCAGGAGGGACUCACCCUGAAUUGUUCCGAUGGGUGCUGCGAUAUUUUGAGAACAGCGUAGGGGGAGAAUUUGUCGCUCCUUUGUAUCUACAACAUCAAGGGCAUAGUCGAACUAUAAUGGGUAUUGAAGUUCAUCGGGAUGGUAGUUUGGUUCUUUUAGUGUUAGACCCUAGUCAUUCUCCUCAGCAAAUGGCCCAAAUUGGUGACACUACUACUGGUUCGUCAGCCCUUCGUGUCCUUCGAAAAAGCGAAUCUGCCAUGAAGGCGAAACAAUAUCAAAUUGUGGCAGUUGUAGGGUUCAUAGACAGCGAACACCAGUACCAGCAAAGUAAAAUUUUACGAGGCUUAAGAGUACCACAGGAUCGGUGAAGUUGAUACUGGUACCAUCUCGUGGUCCGAAUAGUAAAGUUUCAUCUUCUCUAGCAUAAAUUUACCACCUUUGCUGUUCAGAUUUGUGAAGAAUUUUAUACAUUCGCUUGUAGCUAAUGUCGCUAUAGCCGAUAUUGCGCACCAGUACUUAUGUCUUUAAAAUAAGUUUUGUGCAUUAUUAGUUACAUAUUUAUUUUUUGAAAAUAAUAGUAACUUACCGUUCAAAAAAAAAAAAAGUUCACUCGAACGAAUUCCUUUUAGAAUUUAUUAUUACCUCACUAUACAUAUAGCUUUACACGUUUUUACAACAUUUGUCAUUAUUCAUUUUUAUAAAAUAGUACAAGCUGGUUUUGUAUUUUUCUAUUUUUUUUUUACCGGAAUUAAAGAUUUUUUUUUCAAGAUUUUUGUUAUUUGUACUAACGUUUUUCAGAUUCCUGCCUCAAAUGUUCCCAUAUCAUAAGAUAAGGAAGAUCUGAUUUAUAUUUUUCUGCGAAUGUACUUUUUCGUUUUGCGCAAUUGUUUAUUUCAAACUUAAAGGGGUUGUAAGUUGCAAACAUGCUGUUUAAACAAUACGCGAUUUUAAUUGAUCGUAAUCAAUUGACUUGUUGAUAAACAUACGUCGUUAAAAAUAAAUUGUUAAUUAAAAGUUGCGAAAGCAGAGAGUUUACAUCUGUUUAACUGUUACCGAUGAAUUAAAAAAUUCUUUAUACGUUUCUAACUAUAAUAUAACUUUUAUGCAGAAAAAUAAUUAUAUUGUUGGAUUGUUCCUGUAUAAAUUAGUAACAUACAUAACUCUCAAAAGUUAAAGUUUGCAAAGAAAAAUAAAUAUAAACAUUAAAUAU
Messenger RNA from Agrilus planipennis (emerald ash borer), 2990 nucleotides. RefSeq names its product ubiquitin carboxyl-terminal hydrolase ZUFSP. The record is from RefSeq and is a predicted model, not a curated record. The transcript has 9 exons. Lineage: Eukaryota; Metazoa; Arthropoda; Insecta; Coleoptera; Buprestidae. Bases 355 to 2148 code for a protein of 597 amino acids.